UGGGAAACACCGUCAGACCUAAGGGACGCCAUGCUAGCUCUGGUUGUGAGUGUGGCGACAGUAGCCCUGGUUCUGGGAGGGGAGCCACGUAAUGCAGCUGAACUAAGAGCCAAGUACUACAUGACAGACAAAGACUGGCUCGUAUGUGAGAGUCGGGCGUAUGAACGCAUGCUCAUUGAAGAAUCGGAAGCGCGUGAUUAUUACAAAUCUGGUGUGGAUGAUUUGGUAGCGGGGUCGACCACCGCACAGCACCGACAGGUCACAGCUACUCUGGGGAACAGCAUCAAGAUGGCGGAGCAUCAUCGCAUUUUCACUCUCUCUGUCGAUGAAGCCGUGAAACUUCGUUCUGUUCCCGACAAGGAUGUACGUGAUCUGUUGCUUAGCGGGUUCGGACCCCAUCUGGACUGUGGGAACAAUUCAGUGUGUUGUGAGAACACAUACCCAUUCAGAACGGCUAAUGGACGAUGUAACAACCUCCUCAACCCAAACUGGGGCGAGUCCUUCAUCCCCUUCCGGAGAUUCAUGGAGCCGCGGUACGGCGAUGGCAUUGCGUCCCCGCGAACCAUGUCCACGGACGGUGUUAGUGAACUGCCCAGUGCCCGUCUGGUCAGUACCACGAUACACGAGGCCUCGACCCCGGCCACACUCAGUGACAACUUCACGCUCAUGCUAAUGACCUGGGGUCAGUUCCUUGACCACGACGUCACCCUCACGCCCGUGCAGCUGGGAGCCUACGGUAGCGGCGUCAGUUGCUGUGCAUCACCCAGGGUGGCGUUCAAACAAGCAAGAUUGAGUGCAAGACCCCAGUGUUUUCCGAUCAUGAUCCCCCAUGGCGACCCGUCAUUCAACAACAGCUGCAUGGACUUCGUCAGAUCCGUACAGGUGGAAAAUGCCAACUGUCAAGCAGCACCGGUUGAGCAGCUAAACCAGCUGACGGCGUACCUCGACGCCUCACAAGUGUACGGCUCCACCCAACAGCAACAGAACAGUCUCAGGACGUUUCAGAAAGGACUGCUGCGAACGUACACCUCCACCACAGGUAGAACCCUCCUGCCCAAACAAUCGGCCACAGAUGCUCCUAACUGUGUGACCAACUCUGGGAAUGCGUUUUGUUUCCAGGCAGGUGACGAACGAGUGAACGAGAACCCAGCCCUCACGAGCAUGCAGACGGUGUUCUUGCGGUUUCACAACCUCGUGGCUACGGAUCUGAAAAGGUUGAACUGCCACUGGGGAGAUGAGAAACUGUUCCAAGAGACGAGGAGGAUUAUCGGGGCUAGCAUCCAGGUCAUCACAUAUACCGAAUACCUUCCUAUUCUGCUGGGCCCUACAAUAAUGACUCAGUACGGUCUAACGUCCACGACGUCGGGUUACGCCAACGUGUACAAUCCUGCCGUUGACGCCAGCAUUCGCAACGCCUUCUCCACUGCCGCCUUCAGGGUCGGUCACACAAUGGUCAACGACUUCCUUGGCAAUGCCGAUGCGAGUGGCGUGGAUGCUGGAAACACCGUCCUCAGUACCAGCUUCGGGAACACUGACAUCCUCCUGAACCAGCCUGGCCGGACCGUGGGCAGCUUCUGUCGGGGUCUUGCACGUGACAGCACCCAGCUGGUUGACCGCUUCAUGACCUCCCAGUUGACCAACAACCUGUUCCCUGACGACGCGGGGAACAAACUGGACCUGGCGUCCCUGAACGUCCAAAGAGGUCGGGACCACGGCCUGGCGGGAUACGGGUACUGGAGGAGGUUCUGUGGGCUGUCGCAAGUAACCAACAUCAUGGCAAUCACAGAGAUACCAUACGACGUGCGCCUCAAACUGGCCUCUAUCUACUCGUCUCCCAAUGACAUCGACCUGUUCACGGCAGCCAUGUCGGAGACCCCUGUUUCUGGCGGGCUGGUGGGCCCCACACUUGCAUGUUUACUAGGACGACAGUUCCAAGCUCUCAAAACUGGAGACAGGUUUUGGUUUGAGGAGGACAACGACUACGUCAGGUUCACCCCAGCCCAACUGGGGGAGAUACGGAAGGUCUCUUUGUCACUUGUCAUUUGCCAUGGCACCAACACAGAGCAACUUCAGGCCCAGGCUUUCAUAAAGAGUUCAACAUUGGUGGACUGCGAUAGUAUUCCCACACUCAGCCUGGAGCACUGGCGGGAGGCUGACGGCAGCUGGUCAAGCUGGACACAGUGGUCACCCUGUCUGAACAAUAUCCGCACCAAGACCAGAACCUGCUCGCCCUGCUUUGCAGGAUGUGACGGACUGAAUGCCCACAGCGAGGCUUGUGGGGAUUCCUGCAACUGGAAUACAUGGGGUACGUGGGGUACCUGUAUCAACGGUUCUGAAGAACGAAGCAGAACGUGCAAAUGCUCGGGCAAUUUUACGCAAUGGAAAACUUGUCCAAAGUCGACAUUUUAAAUUGGUAACCAUUCUGUUUUGGCGUGUAUCUUGGUGCUAUACCAUUUACCAAAUAACGAAAUAAUAUACGCCAAAGAUAACCACUCUUGGGCUUCAAUUAUAGUAAGGUUCAAAUGAAAGCAUAUUAAAAAAUAAUUGAUCUAAAUUCAAUAUACAAUCAUAUAGAAUAAACUGUGUGCAUUAAGGGUAAAAUACAAAUUGUUUGUAGAGAUUCACUUGAAAACGAGUGAUCUCCAGGACAUUUCUAGAUGGUAUUUCAUAAUUGUGUGGUUGAUAUCGUAUAAAACAGAACUUAUUUCGAAAGUUUCUUCAGAAUAAACUUAGUACUGUGAA
Messenger RNA from Haliotis rufescens (red abalone), 2742 nucleotides. Its product is annotated as peroxidase-like. Gene Ontology annotation, molecular function: peroxidase activity; heme binding. The transcript has 15 exons. Bases 31 to 2409 code for a protein of 792 amino acids. The record is from RefSeq and is a predicted model, not a curated record. NCBI's taxonomy places the organism in Eukaryota, Metazoa, Mollusca, Gastropoda, Lepetellida, Haliotidae. Gene Ontology annotation, biological process: response to oxidative stress.